Molecule: messenger RNA, 1407 nt
Organism: Fusarium oxysporum Fo47
Lineage: Eukaryota; Fungi; Ascomycota; Sordariomycetes; Hypocreales; Nectriaceae
Product: major facilitator superfamily domain-containing protein
Exons: 4
Coding region: 1-1407 (468 amino acids)
Biological process (GO): transmembrane transport
Cellular component (GO): membrane
Molecular function (GO): transmembrane transporter activity
Source: RefSeq, a predicted model, not a curated record
AUGUCCAAUGCCCAAGACAAGAACCAGCCUGAAGCCCUUGAUGUUGAAGAAAAGGGACAUUCUGAUCACCUUGAGAAGCAUGACACUCAUAUCUUCUCGGCGGUUGAUGAAACCGGUACACACAAGAAAAUCGAUCCCGCUGAAAUCAAGCUGGUGAAGAAGCUGGAUUGGAUUAUUCUUCCGAUUCUGUGGAUCAUGUACUGGUUCAACUACCUCGAUCGCAAUGCCAUUACCGUUGCGCGUCUGGAUGGCUUGGAGAAGGAGCUUAACCUGACUUCUACGGAGUAUCAAACAUGUGUUUCCAUCCUAAUCCGACCUUCCCUCUACAUGUCCGGCGCUAUGGCUCUCUGGGCUGUUGUGAGCACUCUCACCGCAAUCUGCCAUGACUUCAAAGGCCUCGUCCUUACGCGAUUCUUCCUCGGCGUCACCGAAGCCCCUUUCUACCCAGGCGCUCUAUACGUCCUCUCGAUCUUCUAUACCAAGAAAGAGAUAGCAACUCGUAUCUCCAUCUUAUUCACAGCCAACAUCUGCGGAACUGCAUUUGCAGGACUUAUCGCAAUUGGCGUGUUUGAGAUGAGCGGCGUUGCAGGUCUAGCCGGAUGGAGAUGGCUCUUCAUUCUCCAGGGCAUCAUCACUUUUGUUAUCUCCCUCGCUUCAGCCUUUGUCUUGCCAGAUGAGCCCAGCAACACCCGUUGGCUCACAGAAGAAGAGAGGAUAUUGGCCCACGAGCGAAUUGCCGCAGAUACUGUUCAGAUCCGAACCAACACGACGACUUUUGCUGGACUGAUUGAUGCCUGUAAGGACCCUCGUCUUUGGGUCCUCGUCUUCAUGCAACACUUCCACAUGGCUGCCAGCAACUUCAAGAACUUCUUCCCCACUAUCGUUGGAACACUUGGCUUUGAUCGCAAUACGACACUCGCUCUGACCUGUCCCCCAUACAUCGUGUCAGGUAUCGUCUGCAUCGCAUGGGCCGCAAACUCUGGCCGGAUGAACGAAAGAACGUGGCACAUUACCCUCGCGAAAGUCAUGGCUGUAUUUGGCUUCAUCUUAGCUUGUACCGUUCACAAUACUGGCGCCCGAUACUUCGCAAUGUGCGUCUUUGCCAGCGGUGUCUACGCCUGUAACAGUGUUAUCCUCGGUUGGGUCGCCAGCACAUGCGGUCAGACCCGAGAGAAGAAAGCUAUAUCUCUCGCUCUAGCAAACACGGUUGCCACGCUUGGGCCUAUUUACACUCCGUAUCUCUGGCCGAGUUCAGAUGAGCCUAUGUACCCUGUUGCCAUGUCCAGCAGUGCCGCCUUUUCCGCUGCAUCGGCUGUCUUGGCCUGGGUUCUAAGAUGGAUGCUCAUUCGCGAGAAUCGCAAGAUUCGGGCUUCGAACAACGAGGAGAGACUAUUUUACGCAUAUUAA